AUUGCCAGCAUUAGCCCAAAGUUGAGGAUAAACUGAUUUUGUAUUUUGCCCCUAUUUUAUAAAAACAAUCCCUUAUCAAACAAAGCAAAAAUAUACCCAUCGACUAGAAAACGCAACAAUCAAUCAAUCAAUACCAAUACCAUUCCGAAAAAAGAAAGAAAGAAGCGAGUUCAUCGUGUGAGGAAUAGCGAAUCAUAUCAUGUCGCGGACGCUGGUGCAGCCGGUAGGGCAAAAGAGGCUUACCAACGUUGCAGUGGUCCGCCUCAAAAAGCACGGCACUCGCUUCGAGAUCGCUUGCUACAAAAACAAGGUCCUCUCUUGGCGCUCUGGCGUAGAGAAAGAUUUGGAUGAAGUGUUGCAAUCACACACCGUUUAUUCUAAUGUCUCCAAAGGAAUUCUUUCCAAGUCCAAAGAAUUGCUUCAAGCUUUUGGAACUGAUGACCAGACUCAAAUUUGCUUGGAGAUUUUGGAUAAAGGAGAGCUUCAAGUGGCUGGGAAGGAGAGGGAAUCUCAGUUGUCCAAUCAGUUUCGCGAUAUCGCCACCAUUGUCAUGCAGAAGACAUUCAACACCGAAACUCAGCGUCCUUACACCAUUGGCAUGAUUGAGCGGCUUAUGCGCGAUAUUCAUUUCGCUGUUGAUCCUCAUAGCAACUCUAAGAAGCAGGCAUUGGAAGUUAUACAUGAGCUUCAGAAGCACUUUCCAAUAAAACGGUCACCAAUGAGAUUACGAAUUGGUGUUCCGGAAAAGGAUUUUGCCUCACUUCUGGAGAAACUGAAUGUCUGGAAUGCUAGCAUCACCUCAAAAGAUGAGUCUGGAAGUCAUCCAUCUGUUAUUUGUGAAGUGGAUCCUGGUUUAUAUCGGGACUGUAGUGAAUUUGUAAGCAGUUUGCAAGGAAGGUUUGAAGUCCUUGCUUACUCUGUGCAUGUGGAGGAGGACACCCAUGUGGAUCAUUAUGAUGAUUAUGAUGAUGCACCAUCAGGCCCAUCACGCCUACCCAAGGAAUCUGCUGACUCUGUGUCCCAACUGAGCGAAAAUUUACAAAAGAAGACUACUAUCUCUGGCGGAAAUGGGAAUGCCAAGGUGGAGGGAAAGCAAAACAAGUGCAGCACAUGCAAUGCAUUUUUCGAGGAUGCCAGCGGAUUCAGGGAUCACUUUAAGAGUGAUUGGCACAAGCAUAACGUAAAGCGCAAGACAAGGCAACUCCCUCCCCUUACUGAAGAUGAGUGCAUGGCUGACAUAGAAGUGGAGGAUCUAAAGUCAGAUUUAAAGGAUUAUUCAUUUUAGGAUGGGCCUUAUGCUUUGAGAGCUUGUGCAGGUUGAUCAAUGUCCACAUAUAGAUUACAUGAUCCUAUGUAGUACUUUUAGGCCAAUUUUGACAAGGACAUACUGCAUUCAAUUUACUAGUAAAAGGUGUUUGUGCUGUUGUGUAGAACUCCCUUAAAUCAAAAGAUGUUUGCGUAAUCAAAGCUCACAAGGAUUUGAAUUUA
This is a messenger RNA of Quercus robur (English oak), 1488 nucleotides long. RefSeq lists its product as uncharacterized. The record is from RefSeq and is a predicted model, not a curated record. The transcript is spliced from 5 exons. Lineage: Eukaryota; Viridiplantae; Streptophyta; Magnoliopsida; Fagales; Fagaceae. Gene Ontology annotation, biological process: cytosolic ribosome assembly; ribosome biogenesis. The coding region runs from base 200 to 1285 and encodes 361 amino acids.